This is a messenger RNA of Dacryopinax primogenitus, 550 nucleotides long. RefSeq names its product DUF1348-domain-containing protein. The coding region runs from base 1 to 480 and encodes 159 amino acids. The record is from RefSeq and is a predicted model, not a curated record. Lineage: Eukaryota; Fungi; Basidiomycota; Dacrymycetes; Dacrymycetales; Dacrymycetaceae. The transcript is spliced from 4 exons.
AUGUCGACCGACGAGUCCAAGCAUCCUUUCCCACCUUUCACGCUUGAGACUGCCAAGCAGAAAGUCAAAGCCGCCCAACAUAUGUGGAAUAGCCAAGAUCCGUCCAAGAUCUGUCUUGGGUACACUCCGGACUCUGUCUGGCGGAACAGGGACAGCUUCCUCCAGGGCCGAGAGGCUAUUAUCCAGUUCCUCAGUGCCAAAUGGGCACGGGAAAAGCAGUAUAAGCUGAGGAAGGAGCUGUUCGCUUUCACGGAUAAUAAGAUCGCAGUGCAGUUCCGGUAUGAGUACUAUAACGAGGCAGAAAGCCAGUGGUAUAGAUGUUAUGGCCUCGAGGAUUGGACAUUCGCGCCUAACGGGCAGAUGGAGAAACGCCAGAUGUCAGGAAACGACGUCAAGAUCCGAGAAGAGGCGCGGUGGUUUGCAGAUGGGACGACCGAGGCGGAGUGGGAUGUUGUCCCUAUUAGCGCUGCGCAUUGGUGAGGCGCUGAUGUUGCUAGAAAUAGGUUGGGCGUAAGAAAUAAGCCGAGUUGACAAUCGAAUCGUUAACUGC